Messenger RNA from Lathyrus sativus (Indian pea), 2055 nucleotides. NCBI's taxonomy places the organism in Eukaryota, Viridiplantae, Streptophyta, Magnoliopsida, Fabales, Fabaceae. The record is from the annotation of a GenBank genome assembly.
AUGGAAAACUCUGUUUCUUCUCUCUCCCUACGUUUUCCACCAAACCACAAACCCAACAUUUUCAAUGGCUUCAACUUCAAACCUUCCUCACAAACCCCAACAACAACCCAUCAAAAUCAAUCUGCAAGAAACGUACCCAAAUUCACCAUCACCAAGAAGAAAUUUGCAGAAAAAGAUGCAUUCCCAUGUUCCUUACCACUCCACAACAAAAACCCAGUUGCAAUUUACAAAGACAUCAAGAACUUCGCUCGCCAAAACAAACUCAAAGAAGCUCUCGCCAUUUUGGAUUAUGUUGACCAACGAGGUAUUCCAGUCAACGCCACCACUUUCUCUUCGCUCAUCGCUGCUUGCAUCCGCACAAACUCGCUGUCAAUAGGAAAACUGGUUCAUACACAUAUCAGAAUCAAUGGUCUCGAAAAAAAUACAUUUUUGCUCACAAAACUUGUUCAAAUGUACACUUCUUGCGGCUCUUCAGAAGAUGCAUUGAAGCUGUUUGAUGAAUUGCCGUGUCAGAGUAGUGUGUAUCCUUGGAAUGCUUUGCUUAGAGGGACUGUGGUUUCUGGGGGUAGGAAAAGACAGUACAUUGAUGUGCUUAAGACUUAUUCAAAGAUGAGGGAAUUAGGGGUUGAGUUGAAUAUUUAUAGUUUCUCUAGUGUCAUCAAGAGUUUUGCCGCUGCUCCCGCGUUUUAUCAAGGAUUGAAGACUCAUGCACUUUUGAUCAAGAAUGGUUUGGUUGAUAGUGACAUUCUCAGGACUUGUUUGAUUGAUUUGUAUUUUAAGUGUGGUAAGGUUAAGAUUGCCAGAAGAGUGUUUGAGGAAAUUCCUGAAAGCGAGAGGGAUGUUGUUGUUUGGGGAACUAUGCUUUCUGGCUUUUCACACAAUAGGUUGCAUAGGGAAGUAUUGGAAUAUGUUAAGUGGAUGGUGGACGAAGGGAUAUACCCAAAUUCGGUUAUAAUGACGAUUGUUAUUCCUGUAAUCGGCGAAAUUUGUAAAAGGAGGUUAGGUCAGGAAGUUCAUGCUUAUGUAAUAAAGACAAAAUCGUACUCAGAGAAAGUUCCGAUUCAAUCUGCUUUGAUUGAUAUGUAUUGCAAGUGCGGAGAUUUGGGGUCUGCGAGGAGUGUUUUUUAUAGCUCACCGGAGAGAAAUGUAGUUUGUUGGACCGCUCUUAUGUCAGGCUAUGCUUCAGUUGGAAGACUACAGCAAGCACUGAGGUCUAUAAUUUGGAUGCAACAAGAAGGGUUUAGACCUGAUGUGGUAACAGUUGGCACUGCUCUUCCAGUAUGUGCUCAGUUGAGGGCCUUGGAAGAAGGGAAACAGAUUCAUGCUUAUGCUUUGAAACACUGGUUUCUUCCUAACGUAUCUAUAUCUUCUUCAUUGAUGGUAAUGUAUUCAAUGUGUGGCGUAGUUGAGUAUUCCGGAAGAGUGUUUGAGGGUAUGGAGCAAAGGAAUGUGAUUUCAUGGACAGCCAUGAUCAAUUCGUACAUAAAAAAUGGGUAUCCGUAUGAAGCAGUUGGUGUAAUAAGGUCAAUGCAGUUGUCAAGAAAUCGACCGGACUCGGUUGCGAUGUCAAGGAUGUUGAGUGUUUGCGGUGAGCUAAAGCUUUUAAAGCUCGGGAAGGAGAUUCACGGGCAGAUUUUAAGAAGGGAUUUCGCAUCAGUCCAUUUUGUUUCUGCAGAACUUAUCAAUAUGUAUGGCAGUUUUGGCGAUGUUGAUAAGGCAAACUUGGUGUUUAGUGCAGUACCUGUGAAAGGUUCAAUGACGUGGACUGCUCUUAUAAGGGCUUACGGAUACAACGAAUUUUAUCAAGGUGCAAUUGACCUUUUUCAUAAAAUGAGAUCAAAUGGUUUCUCUCCAAACCACUUCACAUUUGGAGUCAUUCUAUCUAUAUGUGAAAGAGCUGGAUUUGUGAAUGGUGCUAAUAAAAUCUUCAAUUUAAUGCCGAAAUAUGAAAUUAAAGCAUCUAAGGAACACUUCGAUGUAAUGGUCCGACUUCUUACUCGAUAUGGACAACUAGAUAAAGCUCAGAGAUUUGCACAGAUGAGUUCUUUCUUGUAG